AUGCUGUAUGCUGAUGACCUGCAAAUAUACCUACAUAUUAAGCCGUGCGACCUGGCCAGUGCGCUAGUCCUCGUCCAGCGUGACAUCGACUCCAUUUGCGAAUGGGCAGUAUCAA
Messenger RNA from Cephus cinctus (wheat stem sawfly), 115 nucleotides. RefSeq lists its product as uncharacterized. NCBI's taxonomy places the organism in Eukaryota, Metazoa, Arthropoda, Insecta, Hymenoptera, Cephidae. The record is from RefSeq and is a predicted model, not a curated record.